UUGUUGACGGCCGCUCUGUCACACAGCAGGGCUGCUCGUCGGCCGGAGCUCCUUCACCGCCUCAUGUCCGGCAGCGCCAUGGCGGCACGGCCCCGCACCCUCCUCGGCACCAUGGAGUUCGGGCGCCGCGCCGACGCCGAGCAGAGCGCGCUCAUGGUGAAGGCGUUCACGGAGCGCGGGCACGUGGAGCUGGACGGCGCGUUCAUGUACGAGAGCGCGGAGCAGAUCAUCGGCAGCCUGGAGCUGGGGCCGGCAGUGAAGAUCGCAACCAAAGUAAAUCCAUGGGAUGGGAAGACAUUGAAAGCAGACAGUGUUCGAUGUCAGUUCAAUACGUCGUUGGAGCGCCUUCAAAGGAAGAGUGUUGAGAUCCUCUACCUCCAUGCUCCAGAUCACGAGACACCAGUUGAGGAAACAUUGGCUGCUUGUCAAGAGCUUUACAAACAGGGCAAGUUUAAGGAACUUGGCCUCUGCAACUAUACUUCAUGGGAGGUGGCAGAAAUCUAUUCGAUCUGUAAACACAACAACUGGAUUCUUCCCACCGUCUAUCAGGGCAUGUAUAACGCCAUAACCCGGCAAAUAGAAGUGGAACUCAUACCCUGUCUCCGUUAUCUGGGGAUGAGAUUUUAUGCUUACAACCCACUGGCAGGUGGGCUGCUGACUGGGAAAUAUCAGUUUGAGCAACAACCCACUGGUCGCUUCUUUGGUAACAACUGGGCCGAGGUGUACAGAAACAGGUACUGGAAGGAGCAUAAUUUCCGAGCCAUAGAUUUGGUGAAAAAAGCAAUAGAUGAAACCUAUGGGUGUGGGAAGACAAGCCUGACAUCAGCAGCAUUACGAUGGAUAUAUCACCAUUCCAAGCUUCAGGGAGAUCUCGGGGAUGGCGUUUCCUUUGCGGUAUCAUCACUAGAACAGCUUCAACAGAACUUGACUGCCGCUGAGGAAGGACCACUUGCUUCAUCAGUAGUCGAUGCCUUCAAUGAAGGUUGGAAACUUGUCGCACAUGAUUGCCCAAAUUAUUUUCGAUAAAUCAGACUAAAAAUUGGGCUGAAUCUUCCAAUCUAAAUGCUGACAGUUACAGGAGUAACUGGCCUCUACCGAACUGAGGCCUGAGGACUCUGACCUCUAAGAGGAGCGCUGACCUCCUGACUGAGACCAUGCAACUCUCACACAUUUCCUUCUACUUAUCCUUGGACCUUGUCCCCACAGACAAGAACCAGGCCUUAAUCUCAAGCACCAUCACUGAUUUCAUCACUUCCGGCUCCCUGGGGUUGGCCUCAGGUAAAGCCUCCAAUCUCAUUGUUCCCCAGCCCCGCAUGGCUCGAUUUUAUUUUCUCCACAAAAUCCACAAAUAGAACUGUCCGGGCAGAUCCGUUGUUACUGCUUGUUCAUGUCCCACCAAACUAAUUUCCACAUACCUCGACUCCAACCUAUUCCCCCUCCCCCCACCCCACCUAUGUCCAAGACACCUCACACGCUCCUUGUUUCCUCAAUGACUUCUGUUUUCCAGGCCCCCACUCCCUCAUCUUCACUAUGGAUGUCCAGUCGCUCUACACCUCCAUCCCCCACCAGACGGGUCUUAAAGCCCUUUGUUAUAAAGUCCUCAACCCCAGAACCAGCCAAUUUCCAUCUACCAAUACUAUCCUCCACCUAGCAGAGCAGGUCCUUACCCAUAACAACUUCUUCUUUGAUUCUUCCCAUUUCCUCCAAAUCCAAGGCGUAGCUAUGGGCACUCGCAUGGGCCCAGCUACGCCUGCCUCUUUGUAGGGUACGUCGAACAAUCCUUGUUCCAGGCAUACACUGGCCCUAUCCCCAAACUCUACCUCCGCUCCAUUGACGACUGCAUUGGUGCUACCUCUGCACCCAUGCAGAACUCACUGACUUCAUCCACUUGUUUACGAAAGAACUGCAGAUGCUGGAAAAAUCAAAGGUACACAAAAAGCUGGAAAACUCAGCGGGUGAGGCAGCAUCUAUGGAGUGAAGGAAUGGGUGACAUUUCGGGUCGAGACCCAUAAUCUGACUGAUCAUCCACUUUGCCACUAAUUUCCACCCGGCACUCAAAUUCACCUGGACCAUUUCCGACAUCUCCCUACCGUUUCUAGAUCUCACCGUCUCCUAAGCAGGUAGCAGACUAUUGACCGACAUCAACUACAAACCUACUGACUCCCAUAGGUAUCUUGACUACACUUCUUCCCACCCUACCUCCUGUCAAGAUUCUAUCCCCUUGUUGUGUAUUUGGUGCUGGUAACAGACUUUAAAUAAAACUCGGACAUGGUAGUUAACUAACAAGCUUCUUUAUUCUGAACGCCACCUAGAGUCUCCUGCGCAUGCGUAUCAUUAUGCAAGACAUCAAAUAUGUUAAUUAUAUUUCACACAUAACACUCCACCCCCUUUAACUUGGAGGCAGGUAACACAAUUUCUAUUUCAUACAUAGCACUCCUCCCCUUUUAACUUGGUGGCAGGUAGCUCAAUUUCACCUUCACGGUAUAUACUCUUUACCUGAAAUAUAAUUGAUUAAUACACUGUUGCAAAAUUGUAUUAUUGAAGUAAUCUUACAAUACAUCCUCAUAGCUGUAAUAAUCAUACCUAAACUUAGCACAUAAUUUUUUCGUUCCACCCAUCUUCCUUAAACCAAAUACAUUACCCCUUGCUUUAUGUGUUAUAAUUUUCCGUUCCCUUAUGUGUAAAUUGCAAACUCUUUCUAAUCGCUCUAGCUCUGCCCGUAUCUCUGCCUCUUCCCUUUUUAAAUGUCCUUAUCUUAAUUUGAAGAUUUCUUCCUGUUCCUGAUAUUCUGCUAAAGUUCACAUUUCAUUUUCUGCUUCAUAUGCUUUGUUUUCCUGUUUCUGUUCAUUAUUUGUAGGUGGCAUCUGACACAUGGCUGCAGGUUUUUGUUUUGCUAGCAGCUUCCUCUGUCGCACAAUUUCCUCGCGCUGCGUAUUUAUCCGCUCUUGUUGUUUAACAAGAUUCUGAGAUGCAUAACCAUCUGUUCAUUGCUCAGUGAAGGAGGCUCCAUGCUGGACUGUAGAGAAGUGUCCUAGUCGCAAUUGGUCCUGCAUAUUUUUGUCUCGACCGACAAGCGCUCUUGUUUAGACUUUUCUAUUAGCAGCUUUUUACUCAUUGUCAUACAUUUAUAUAACCAUGCUUUGCAUCGUUUAAGCCUUUUCUGUUGUUCAUCUAUUUGUCUUCUUAAGUCACAUCUCUGGUUCUUCAUCAAGAAGUAGGAUCUAUAUUGUCUUUGCAAUAUAACAGUGGCUUUGAUUUGUGCUCUAUAGUUUUCUUGCUUCAUAAGUAAGGUAGUGAGACUGCACUACAUAUUUAUGCCUACUUUCUAUCUUUCCCCCUCCCCACCCCCGACAUCAGUCUGAAGAAGCGUCUCAACCCGAAAUGUCACCCAUUCCUUCUCUCCAUAGCUGCUGCCUCACCCUCUGAGUUACUCCAGCAAUUUGUGUCUACCUACAGGAGUACUUACAUUUGUUUUAAUUUGGAAGGUGGCUGGAUCAGUGGAGUAGCCUGCCAUUUACUGAGCCAGCCACCUUCCACUCACUGAUGAUGCCCCUUAGUGCUGGGAGAUGGAGCUGCCCAGCCUUUGCAUUGCCAGGCGAUUCUGUUGAUCAGUAAUCCAGCCCAGCCAAGCCUGUCAGCACACUGCAAUUCCCGAGUAACAAGAUGUCUUUGGUUGAGGGAGACACCGGAAAACAAUGGGGUCUCUGGUUCAAUCUAGAUCAACGUGGAUUGGGGUGGUGAGUGGGAAGAGAUGUUGUACACAUUAUAUGCUCAUAUCUUCGUUUACCAGAUUUCUGGGGCAAUUUAAAUUAAGACAGUGACCUUAAUAGUUUUUGUGACAUUUCAGUUCCCAGCUGGCAGCUUGGAAAUUGUAAUUUUCUCACCAAUAGUUUUUGCCUUGGUUUGAACUCUUGCCCCUAAAAUGGGGAUAGUUGAGAAUCAUUGCCAAAGGAAAAUUCACCAUCAAUCAAGCUGAGGUGGGUCAGGUCACAUGCUCCACCUCCAGCCAAGGGCUCAGUUGACUGAGCGAAUGUUGAGACAUGGCAGGUGGAUGCCAUGUCAGUUAACAUGGACCACGAAUUGAAAUAGGAAUUAAAAAAGUCAAGUAUAACCUGGUAAAGGGAAUACAUUCCAUGAGCUGAGUGUAGUUUAAGGAGCCUGAUAGCAGUGGGUUAUGUUCAAGUGUCUUGACCCUUGGAUGUUGCUGAGCUGCUUUGAAAAAUGACAGAAUAAGGAUUGGCUGGAUGGGAUCUGUAAUCUAAAAUCACGUAGAAUCCCAGCCUUGUUGGCAACACAUUAUAUUUGCUUUGUUUGCUUGAAUAAAAACAAUUGAUUCCUUUUUGCAUUUGA
Messenger RNA from Leucoraja erinaceus (little skate), 4350 nucleotides. Its product is annotated as aflatoxin B1 aldehyde reductase member 2-like. The transcript has 7 exons. The coding region runs from base 64 to 1026 and encodes 320 amino acids. Lineage: Eukaryota; Metazoa; Chordata; Chondrichthyes; Rajiformes; Rajidae. The record is from RefSeq and is a predicted model, not a curated record. Gene Ontology annotation, molecular function: oxidoreductase activity.